AUGGGUAUUCACGGUUUCCACAUGUCUUGCUUGGCAUUCUUUCUGUUACUGUUCUUAUUACUGCCUCCCAUUUCUAACGCUAAGAGCCUCCGCUACCGUGGCCCUGGCUGGAAACUCUUCCACCGCCUGAGCAAGGACUCCAAAAGUUCCCAGCAACGCCAGGUUCAACAGAUGAGGCAAAACUGGAGCCAGGGUGAGAGCCCAAUGUCAGAGGACUGCCUGGGUGUUUUCGACCUCUACGUCAUCCUGGACAAGUCAGGCAGUGUGGGCACAAACUGGAUCCACGUUUAUUCAUUUGCGGAAGAUUUGGUGAAGAAAUUUCAGAACCCUAAAAUGCGGAUUUCCGUCAUUACCUUCUCAACGGAGGCCGAAGUUAUCAUACCACUCACCUCAGACAGAGAAGAAAUCCAAAAGGGCCUUCUCACUCUCCUCGAAGAGGUGCCUGACGGAUUCACACACAUGCAGAAAGGGAUUCAUAAGGCCAUAGAGCAGAUCAAAAAGGCCAACUCGGAAGGCAGCAAUGUCAACAGUGUGAUCAUUGCUCUGACUGAUGGGACACUGAUGGAUAAGCAAUUUAAGCAGACUGUGGAUGAGGCCCAAAAAGCUCGAGAACUCGGAGCCACCAUUUUCACCGUGGGUGUGCAUGAUUUUGACAAAACACAGAUGGUGGAGAUUGCAGACAGCCCGAGUCACAGUAUCGCGGUUCAAAAAGGGUUCUCUGCUCUGCAGAGCAUCGUUGACACACUUGCUGCCAAGACAUGUAUUGAAGUGUUAUCCGUGCAACCUUCCUAUGUGUGUAUAAAAAGUGCCUACCAAGUAAACAUUAGUGGACGUGGGUUUAGUAAUGCGAAAGACAUGAGCCAAGUUAUUUGCAGAUUCACGUUCAAUGACUCCAGAAUUGUUGAUGAAGGCCCUACUGAUAUAAAUGACAAAAGUAUAUCCUGUCCCGGACCAAGGAUACAGAGUGCUGGCGAGGAAGUCUCUCUUCAGGUCAGUCUGAACAAUGGCAUCUCCUUCAUUGGGAACAAACUCAUCAUAACCGGUACCAACUGUGGGAGUACCAGGGUAAGAGCCCAGGGGUAAAACUACCCUCACUGGAACUGGAAAUUUCUUAUCUUCUUACCAAUCGUGCUGGUGUUCCUCCUGUUGCUGUGCUGCUGUUGGAUAUGGUGCUGCAUAAAGCGAAAGAAAAAGCCGCCGCCGCCAGAAUCAGAGAAGGAUCCAGAAGAGAACCAGUCCCCUCCUCCUAUAUCACCACCGGCUCCUCCCAUCGCUCCUUCAUCUCCAUCACAUGUCAACCCAAGCCCUACUGUGAUUGUCGCCUGCUGUGGCUGUGGAGGCAGAGGCAUCCAGGGAAACCUGGGCCCAUGCUGCAGCUGCUUUCACCCAGGUUACCACCAGAUGCCAAUGAUGUGGUGUCAUCCCAAGGUCCAGGGGAGAUGCAACAACUUUACUCUUGUGAAUCCUAGCUGCACACAGGCCUCCUGCAGCCCAAAGCUUUGUCUUCCUUCCAAUAGAGACUAUCUCCAUCUCACGAAACCUUCAUACUCCCCAAGGAUUGUUAUUCAACCCAGCAGGGAGUGCUUUCACAUCUCCCAGGCACCCUGCAAGCCAAAGAUCUGCCUUAAAGCAGGCCAAGAAAGUCUCCCUGUUGCACCAAGCCUGUGCUCAAAAGUGUGCCAACCGAGUCAGAAGUGCUACACUCUCGACUGUUCACAGUCCUCAUACCCAAACAAGUGUACCCCAUCUCCCUCCAGGAUGCUGCCUCUGCUCCCACCCCAUGCCCGCCAAUCUGUAGAAACCCUUUGUCAAGCCUACCCUUGUCGUCCAUCCUCUAAAGAACCAUAA
Messenger RNA from Microtus oregoni (creeping vole), 1848 nucleotides. RefSeq names its product ANTXR like (gene Antxrl). Gene Ontology annotation, molecular function: signaling receptor activity. Lineage: Eukaryota; Metazoa; Chordata; Mammalia; Rodentia; Cricetidae. Gene Ontology annotation, cellular component: membrane. The record is from RefSeq and is a predicted model, not a curated record. The transcript is spliced from 17 exons.